Drepanopeziza brunnea f. sp. 'multigermtubi' MB_m1 is the source of this 1008-nucleotide messenger RNA. RefSeq lists its product as uncharacterized. Lineage: Eukaryota; Fungi; Ascomycota; Leotiomycetes; Helotiales; Drepanopezizaceae. Gene Ontology annotation, biological process: cytokinin biosynthetic process. Gene Ontology annotation, molecular function: hydrolase activity, hydrolyzing N-glycosyl compounds. The record is from RefSeq and is a predicted model, not a curated record. Gene Ontology annotation, cellular component: cytosol.
AUGACCUCCGACGACACCUCCUUCUCCCUCUCCAGCUCAGACUGCGGCACUCGAUCCGACACUCCAGGAAGCCCCAACGGCCUCCCGACGCACAGCCUAGCAAACAUCCCCAAGUCAACCAACGAUGCGAACAUGCCUCCCUCAGGCCCAGAUGCGGUGCCCAAGACCAAGAUAUGUGUCUUCUGUGGUUCAUCGCCUGGAUACUCGCCAGCUCACAUGGAAGCAGCACGCGCUCUCGGCGCCGCAUUCCAUGCCCACAACAUCUCUCUCGUCUACGGCGGCGGCACAGUUGGCUUGAUGGGCGAGGUUGCCCGUUCUCUCGUCGCGCUGUCAGGCCCAGAGAGUGUGCACGGCAUCAUCCCGGCCCCGCUGGUCAAGUACGAGCGUGGUCCCAACAGCGCUGCUGAUGAAAUCACGUCUGGCUCGCUGCCCUCGUAUGAAAUAUACGGCCGCACGACGGUGGUCAAUGAUAUGCACACCCGCAAGUUGAUGAUGGCGCAGGAGGUGCUGGCCGGAGGUCCGGGGUCGGGCUUUCUGGCGCUGAGUGGGGGUUAUGGCACGCUCGAAGAGCUGAUGGAGGUCGUUACCUGGAAUCAGUUGGGCAUUCACAAUCGAGGCGUCGUAGUCCUCAACAUAGAAGGCUACUGGGAUGGUCUGCUGCAGUGGAUCAAAGGGAGCGUCGAGGCUGGCUUCGUAGGCAAGACGAACGAGGCCAUUAUCAAGGAGGCCAAGACCGCAGAGGAUGCCGUGAAAGCGCUGCGGGAGUACAGGAAUGCGGAGGGGAGAUUCAAGCUCGAGUGGGGGAAACAUUUUGAGUUUCGCAAAUGGGCAAAGGGGAAUUCACGCAAGGGGUUGGGACAAUCCGAUGCUGCUGCUGCUGCUGCUGCUGCUGCUGCUCGUGGUAGUGGUAGUGGUAGUGGUGGUGUUUCCUUCCACUGCACUGAAUGCAAGCUCGCGGUCCGGGGGAUCAUUGCAGGUGCAUAUAACGAGCGCGAUUUCCUACAGUAG